Impatiens glandulifera is the source of this 1680-nucleotide messenger RNA. Its product is annotated as protein ROOT HAIR DEFECTIVE 3-like. Gene Ontology annotation, molecular function: GTP binding; GTPase activity. Gene Ontology annotation, biological process: endoplasmic reticulum membrane fusion. Gene Ontology annotation, cellular component: endoplasmic reticulum. Lineage: Eukaryota; Viridiplantae; Streptophyta; Magnoliopsida; Ericales; Balsaminaceae. The transcript is spliced from 16 exons. The record is from RefSeq and is a predicted model, not a curated record. Bases 1 to 1680 code for a protein of 559 amino acids.
AUGAGUUCUUCUUCUUCUUCAAUCUGUUCCACGCACCUGAUAGAUGGACAAGGAAUGUUCAAUAGCUCUGGACUAGAGAGCUUUACCCAGAAUGCUAAAUUAUCUCAAUACGGCAAAUCCUACUCUGUUAUCUCUAUCAUGGGCCCUCAAAGCAGCGGGAAGAGCACGCUGUUGAAUCACUUGUUCCAAACAAAUUUCGUUGAGAUGGAUGCAGCCAAAGACAGGACUCAAACAACGUUGGGUAUUUGGUUAGCAAAAUAUGUCGACGAGGAUAAUGAGGAUGAUGAGCAAUGUACUCUUGUCAUGGACUUAGAGGGGUGCGAUGGAAGAGAGAGGGGUCAUAAUGAUACAUCAUUUGAGAAGCAGAUUGCACUAUUCGCACUUGCAGUUUCAGACGUAGUCCUCAUAAACAUGUGGUGUCACGAUGUUGGACGAGAAAAAGCUGCAAAUAAACCCUUAUUAAGAACUGCUUUUCAGGUGAUGAUGCGCUUGUUCAAGCCUCGUCAAACCACUCUUUUAUUUGUACUGCGAGACAAAACUCAGACGCCUUUAAAAAAAUUGGAAGAACUCCUACAGAAAGACACUCUCGAGAUAUGGAAUUCUAUUCCUAAACCACAAUCUCGCAAUGAAACAUCCUUUAGCGAAUUCUUCAAUAUUAAGGUUGUGGCACUGUCUAAUUCCGAGGCAGAUAUGGAAUCAUAUCUUGAAGAGGUAUGUGAGUUAAGGAAUCAACUAACGUGUGGAGAAAUGUCAAGUGGUGAGAGCCUUGUGCCUGCUCUUGGGUUUUCCAUAAGCGCUGAAGAAAUUUGGAAAACUAUCAGGGCCAAUAAGGACCUUAACAUUCCACCUCCAGCAGUGAUGAUUGCCAAAGUGCGUUGUGAAGAAAUUGCAAGGGAAAAACUUGAAGCCUUCCUUGCUAACAAUGAAUGGCGUGAAUUAAGUGUGGCGACCAGCACUAAUAAUCCAGUGCCAGAAUUCGGCAACAAGAUUAGUUCACUCAUUGAUGUUUGUCUAUCAAAAUACGACGAAGAUGCUCAACUUUACGACGAUGAUAUAAAACAGGAGCGACGACAGAUGCUCAUCGACAACUUAAUGCUACAUAUAAAACCAGCGUAUGAUUCCGGGUUGCAAGUUAUUAUUACCGGAAAUGUGAAGGAAUUCAAAGAUGCUUUUGAAAAUGAUUUGAAAGAAGGGAAAGGUUUUCGCGAUGCGGUUGAUAACUGUAUUAAUCGUUAUUCGGGCCAAUUCGACAAAGCAUUUGAAGAAAUUAAUAUUCCAGAAGGUAAUUGGGAUUCUUCAGUAGAGAAGGAGAAGUUUAUGAAUGAAAUAAAUUCAAUUGUUGGUCAGGCCCGAGGAGGAAAAUUGAAUGAUCUGAUUCACGAAUACAAGGAGAAGCUAAGUGAUACAACAAGGGAACCAUUGGAGGCCAUUCUAGGAAACCCGGGGUCUCAAACGUGGCCACAUAUAAGGGAACUCCUCGCAACGCAGUCUAAGGAAAUUGCCAACGAGUACUUCCAGGCCAUGUCUCAAUUAGGUAAUGCAGACCACCAGGACAUGACUUCCCUCGACGACAUACAAACGCAGUUUCAGGGCUACUUAAGAGAAAUUAUCGUAACAAAAGCAAAGAUAGAGGCGCCUAAAGUGGCUAAUCUUAUGCAAGACAGGUCAACACAUAAUUAA